GUAAUCUUCCACGUCACUAGGAAGUAGUGGAGAUCCGAAAGAGAGAGAGAGCUCGCCAAAGGGAGCUGUAGAGCAUUUUUACAGAUGUAAAUAUAUAAACUGGAUAUUAAAGGCCACUUUAGAGGAUUGCUGACGUGCAGUUCGGUAUUGUCCAGUGAGUGACAUUCAUUGGGAUUCUUCUGAACGGAUACAAGCCCAGCAGCAAAAUGACGGCUGCAGAAAACGUUUGUUACACUCUGAUCAAUGUCGCAUCUGACUCAGAGCCCCCUUCUGAAGUCAGCUUAAAGGCUGAUCUAGAAAAGGGGGAGAUCAAGGCAAAGACUGAAGCCCUGAAGAAGGUCAUCAUCAUGAUUUUGAAUGGCGAGAAGUUGCCAGGACUGCUGAUGACCAUAAUUCGCUUUGUGCUGCCGCUUCAAGACCACACCAUUAAAAAGUUGCUGCUGGUUUUCUGGGAGAUUGUCCCUAAAACAACUCCAGAUGGUAAACUGCUUCAGGAGAUGAUCCUGGUCUGUGAUGCCUACAGAAAGGACCUGCAGCAUCCCAAUGAGUUCAUCCGUGGCUCCACUCUGCGUUUCCUGUGCAAGCUGAAGGAGUCCGAGCUGCUUGAGCCUCUGAUGCCAGCGAUCCGGGCAUGCCUGGAGCACCGCCACAGCUAUGUGCGCCGCAAUGCUGUCCUGGCCAUUUACACCAUAUAUAGGAACUUUGAACAUCUCAUCCCAGAUGCUCCUGAGUUGAUCCAUGAUUUUCUGGUCAAUGAAAAAGAUGCCAGCUGUAAGAGAAAUGCUUUCAUGAUGCUGAUUCAUGCAGAUCAGGAUCGAGCUCUGGAUUACCUCAGCACCUGUAUUGACCAGGUUCACACUUUUGGCGACAUCCUCCAGCUGGUCAUUGUGGAGCUGAUUUACAAAGUUUGCCAUGCUAACCCUUCUGAACGAGCCCGUUUCAUUCGCUGCAUCUACAACCUGCUGCAGUCCUCAAGUCCAGCUGUCAAGUAUGAGGCUGCAGGGACUCUUGUGACCCUCUCCAGCGCUCCCACAGCCAUUAAGGCUGCUGCCCAGUGCUACAUUGAUUUGAUUAUCAAGGAGAGCGACAACAAUGUGAAGCUAAUUGUUCUUGAUCGUCUGAUUGAACUGAAGGAGCAUCCCACUCAUGAGCGCGUACUCCAGGACCUUGUGAUGGACAUCCUGCGUGUUCUCAGCACUCCUGACCUAGAAGUCAGAAAGAAGACCUUGCAGCUGGCACUGGACCUUGUCUCAUCUCGGAAUGUCGAGGAGUUGGUGAUUGUUUUGAAGAAAGAGGUGAUCAAGACAAACAACGUAACAGAACACGAAGACACCGAUAAGUACAGGCAGCUCUUAGUGCGCACUCUCCACUCAUGCAGCGUGCGCUUUCCUGACAUGGCGGCUAAUGUCAUACCUGUGCUGAUGGAAUUCCUGAGUGACACUAAUGAGGCAGCUGCUGCUGAUGUGCUGGAGUUUGUGAGAGAAGCCAUUCAGAGGUUUGACAACUUGAGACCAUUGAUCAUUGAGAAGAUGCUGGAAGUCUUUCAUGCCAUCAAAACUGUCAAGAUUUACAGAGGAGCUCUCUGGAUCUUAGGAGAAUACUGCUGCACCAAGGAAGACAUCCAGAGUGUGAUGACAGAAGUACGCAGGUCUUUGGGAGAGAUCCCAAUUGUAGAGAAUGAGAUAAAGAAAGAGACAGGUGAGGUGAAGCCAGAAGAUGAAGUGAGUGCAGCUCCAGCUCAGAAGCUGGUGACAGAGAUGGGCACCUAUGUGACACAGAGCGCCCUCAGCUCCUCCAGGCCUUCAAAGAAAGAGGAGGAUAGACCUCCGCUCAGAGGCUUCCUAAUGGAUGGGGACUUCUAUGUGGCAGCUUCCCUGGCCACCACACUAACCAAAGUGGCCUUGCGCUAUGUGGCUAUUGUUCAAGACAAAAAGAAACAGAAUUCAUUUGUUGCAGAGGCCAUGUUGAUCAUGGUCACUGUGCUGCACCUGGGCAAGUCCUCUUUGCCCAAGAAGCCAAUUACAGACGACGAUGUGGAUCGCAUCUCGCUGUGCCUGAAGGUCCUGUCAGAGUGUUCACCGCUUAUGAAUGACAUUUUCAACAAGGAGUGCCGUAAAUCCCUGUCACAUAUGCUGACUGUCAGACUGGAGGAAGAGAAGCUGUCACAGAAGAAAGAGUCCGAGAAACGUAACGUAACGGUGCAGGCAGACGAUCCAAUCUCCUUCAUGCAGCUCACAGCCAAAAAUGAGAUGACUUCUAAAGAGGACCAGUUCCAGCUCAGCCUGCUGGCUGCUAUGGGCAACACUCAGAGGAAGGAGGCGGCUGAUCCUCUGGCAUCGAAACUCAACAAGGUGACCCAACUAACAGGCUUCUCGGAUCCUGUGUAUGCUGAAGCCUAUGUUCACGUCAACCAGUAUGACAUUGUGUUGGAUGUGCUGGUGGUCAACCAGACCAGUGAUACUCUCCAGAACUGCACUCUCGAGCUGGCCACCCUAGGGGAUCUCAAAUUGGUUGAGAAGCCUUCACCUCUAACUCUGGCCCCACAUGAUUUUGCUAACAUUAAGGCCAAUGUCAAGGUGGCUUCCACUGAGAAUGGAAUUAUAUUUGGCAACAUUGUCUAUGAUGUGUCGGGAGCUGCUAGCGACAGAAACUGCGUUGUACUCAGCGAUAUCCACAUUGACAUCAUGGACUACAUCCAGCCAGCCUCCUGCACUGAUGCAGAAUUCAGGCAGAUGUGGGCAGAGUUUGAGUGGGAAAACAAAGUGACAGUGAACACCAACAUCACUGAUCUCAAUGACUAUCUCCAGCAUAUCCUCAAGUCCACCAACAUGAAGUGUCUGACUCCUGAAAAGGCACUGUCUGGCUUCUGCGGCUUCAUGGCGGCCAACCUUUAUGCUCGUUCCAUCUUUGGAGAAGAUGCCCUGGCUAAUGUCAGCAUUGAGAAGCCCAUCCACCUGGGGCCUGAGGCACCUGUCAACGGACACAUACGCAUUAGAGCCAAAAGUCAGGGGAUGGCCCUGAGCCUGGGUGACAAGAUCAACCUCUCCCAAAAGAAGGCAAACGCCUGAAACAACUGCUACUCUCUCGUGUCACCCAUUUUACAGCCUUCUCAUCACAGCAAAUUAAGAACUCUAUGUGGUCAGUUGCUUCUGUGCUUUUUUUUUUUUUUUUUACAUCACCUCUUUCAGAAAACUACAUCUCGGCAAUGUUCUUUCCCUGUCCUGUUUAAUUUUCAAUAAACAUAAUAUGUAUUAAAUAGUUUUCCAAGCUGUAUUCAUUGAGUAAUAAUCUGUGCUAUGCUGAUAAAUUAAUUCAUCAUUAAAUACCUGUUUGAAGCCA
This is a messenger RNA of Amphiprion ocellaris (clown anemonefish), 3339 nucleotides long. RefSeq names its product COPI coat complex subunit beta 1 (gene copb1). Gene Ontology annotation, biological process: intracellular protein transport; endoplasmic reticulum to Golgi vesicle-mediated transport; intra-Golgi vesicle-mediated transport. Gene Ontology annotation, cellular component: cytoplasm; COPI vesicle coat. Gene Ontology annotation, molecular function: structural molecule activity. The record is from RefSeq and is a predicted model, not a curated record. The transcript has 22 exons. Bases 207 to 3068 code for a protein of 953 amino acids. NCBI's taxonomy places the organism in Eukaryota, Metazoa, Chordata, Actinopteri, Pomacentridae.